AUGAAGCAGAGCUGGGGACCAGUACURCUCAUCCUGGGAGUGGUGGUCCUUAUAGAAGGUCUUCAAGCAGCUCAGCGUGUCUGUGGGCAGCGUGGCCCUGGCCCCCCGAAGCCUCAGGAGGGCAACACAGCACCUGGUGAAUGGCCCUGGCAGGCCAGUGUGAGGAGGCAGGGAGUCCACAUCUGCAGUGGCUCCCUUGUGGCAGACACCUGGGUUCUCACCGCUGCCCACUGCUUUGAAAAGGCAGCAUCGACAGAACUGAGCUCCUGGUCCGUUGUCCUUGGUUCUCUGCAGCGUGAGGGGUUAAGCCCAGGGGCUGAGGAGGUGGGGGUGGCUGCCCUACAGUUGCCCAAGGCCUAUAACCACUACAGCCAGGGCUCAGACCUGGCCCUGCUUCAGCUUGCCCACCCCACAGCCCACACACCCCUCUGCCUACCCCAACCUGGGCAUCGCUUCCCCUUUGGAGCCUCUUGCUGGGCCACUGGCUGGGAUCAAGACACCAGUGAUGCUCCCAGGACCCUACGGAAUUUUCGCCUGCAUCUAAUCAGCCGCCCCACGUGUAAYUGUCUCUACAACCGGCUGCAUCAGCGGCUCCUGGCUAGCCCAGCUAGGCCGGGAAUGCUGUGUGGGGGUGCUCAGCCUGGGGUGCAGGGGCCCUGUCAGGGAGAUUCUGGAGGUCCUGUGCUGUGCCAUGAGCCUGAUGGACACUGGGUUCAGGCAGGGAUCAUCAGCUUUGCAUCAAGAUGUGCUCAGGAGGACAAUCCUGUGCUGCUGACYGACAUAGCUGCUCAUAGCUCCUGGCUGCAGGCUCGCGCUCAGGGGGCAGCCUUCCUGGCCCAGAACCCAGGGACUGUGGAGACCAGUGAUGAGGACAGCUGUGUAGCCUGUGGAUCCUUGAGGACCAAUGGUCCCCAGGCAGGAGCCCCCUCCCAGUGGCCCUGGGAUGCCAGGCUGAAGCACCAGGGGAGACUGGCCUGUGGCGGAGCCCUUGUGUCAGAGGAGGUGGUGCUGACCGCUGCCCACUGCUUCAUUGGGCGCCAGACCCUAGAGGAGUGGAGUGUAGGGCUAGGGGCUGAAACAGAGGAGCACAGCCUGAAGCAACUCAUCCUCCAUGGGGCCUAUACCCACCCAGAGGGGGGCUAUGAUAUAGCCCUCUUGCUGCUGGCCCAACCUGUGACACUAGGCCCCAAAGUGCGGCCCCUUUGCCUGCCCUACACUGAUCACCACCUGCCUGAUGGGGAACGUGGCUGGGUCCUGGGGAUGGCCCACCAAGGAGCAGGCAUCAGCUCYCCUCAGUUGGUACCUGUGACUCUUUUGGGGCCAAGAGCCUGCAGUCGUCUGCAUGCAGCCCCUGGAAGUGAUGGUAUCCCCAUUUUGCCAGGGAUGGUGUGUACCAGUGUUGUGGGUGAGCUGCCCCACUGUGAGGGCCURUCUGGAGCACCACUGGUGCACAAGGUGAGGGGCACAUGGUUCCUGGCUGGUCUACAUAGCUUUGGGGAUGCCUGCCAAGGCCCUGCACAGCCUGCGGUCUUCACAGCACUCCCUGCCUAUGAGGACUGGAUCAGCAGUUUGGACUGGCAGGUCUACUUCGCUGAGGAGCCAGAGCCUGAGAUUGAGGCUGGAAGCUGCCUAGCCAACUGGAGUAUGUGACCCCGAGAGUUUCCUGAUGAACUGCCUUUCUCUAGACUCCUCUCUCAAUCUAGGGAGAGCACUAUUCUAACCCACCUGUAGCUGACCUGGAUGGGGAAGAGCACUGGACAGACCCAUGUGGAUGCUAAGGAGUAGGCCUCUUAACCUCUUUGAACUUCAGUAUUCUCAUUGGCCACAGGAACCAAGACAGACACUACUUUUAAGGGAGGGAACUAAGUUGUGAGGAUGAAGCCAACCCCACCCUACUUUUUCACCUUGACAGGUCAACCAGCCAGCUGUUGACAGGUGACUCUCUAGGCUGUUCACAGGACKCGAGAAAAGUGAGGCAACUCCCACAUCAACUCUUCUGCCCCAGCCUCCACGCCAUGUGUAGUUCCAGUCCCUGAGGCAGCCCAACAGCUCAUCUGGCUAUGGGAAGAGCCUGCCCAAAAUCAGAAGAU
Messenger RNA from Urocitellus parryii (Arctic ground squirrel), 2090 nucleotides. It is a transcript of the gene Prss53, whose product is annotated as serine protease 53. The record is from RefSeq and is a predicted model, not a curated record. Lineage: Eukaryota; Metazoa; Chordata; Mammalia; Rodentia; Sciuridae. Gene Ontology annotation, biological process: proteolysis. Gene Ontology annotation, molecular function: serine-type endopeptidase activity.